AUGGCAUCUACAGAACUUGGCCUAAAGAGAACUUUAACGGAUAUUUUGGAGGACGAGUUGUACCAUACUAACCCGGUACAUAAUCAAUUCGCAGGCCAUUAUCAAAACUAUCAUCCAAAUGCCAGCAUUACUCCGUAUAAGUUGGUGAACAACAAUAAAGAAAAUAACAGUUUUACGUGGAGUCACUCUCCUUAUCAACAGAAUGAAUCCAGUGUGGCCUCUAUACCUCCACAACAAACUUACCAUUUCCCAAUAUUUAAUAAAUACGCAGAUCCUACUUUGACAACCACCACCACUUUUACAAAUGGAGACACAACUGCAAACGAUAGACAGAUUAGUAACGUUCACCUCAUACCAAAUGAAAUUAAGAAUGUCAACGAAACCCCACUACAGAAAACCGUUAAUUUGAAAAAUAUAAUGAAAGUAUCGGAUCCCUAUGUACCGACAAGAAAUACUUUUAAUUACGACGUUAAGAUUUCUAAUGAUUUUUUUGACAACGGUGAUAAUCUAUAUGGUAAUGACGAAGAAGUACUCUUCUAUGAAGAUAAUUAUAAUCCAAAGAUGCAGUGGUCUCUCCAAGAUAAUACCACCGCAAUAAAUAAUGAUGACGCAAGAGCUAUUUUUAACAAUGAAUUUGACUCCGAUGAUGAUGAUAUUAGUGAUGAUGAGGAGGAUGACAUUGAAGAAGGAGAAGAAGAAGAAAAGGAUGAUACUGUAGAAAAGGAAUAUCGUUUCCAACAAAGUCAACAGCAGGAGGAACCUCUACUACCUUUGGAUUCUACUCCAAUUACAAUAUUUGGUUCUGAUCAAAAAACCGGUCGAGCUAGGAGUACUGGUCAUCUAUUUAAUGAGUACAGCUAUGUUGACUCUAAUAUAGAUAACAUGACCAAUAUUGUGUCUGAAAAUUUGUUGGACGAACAAGAACAUGGCAAUGAAGGGGAAGAUGAAGACGAAGGGGAAGAUGACAAUGACCUUCUUGAGGGAGACGAUAUAUAUGAUAUAUCUCUUUUAAAGAAUAGAAGAAAGCAAAGCUUCGUUCUAAACAAGAAUACUAUUGAUUUUGAAAGAUUUCCAUCCCCAUCAACCUCGGAAAAUAUACCGUCUACUACUGUUACCAGCAAAAGAAAACCAACAAAGUCGUCUAAUAAUCGUAAUGGCGUUAACAGUAAUAGUGAGAACGCUACAUUAGAAAAAAUAAAAAAGCCGACACCGGCUGUAUCGGGCUCCCACACAAGCAGACGGAAACUAAUCAACUACACUAAGAAGCACCUAUCUUCUCAGUCCUUAUCUUCCAGUUCGAACUUAAAAACCUCGACAACGUCACCCUCGGUGCAUACGACAUCUUCGGAUACUAAUAAUGAAAUAUACACUUGCCAGAUAAUGAAUCUCAUUACUAACGAACCAUGUGGCGCCCAGUUUUCAAGAUCUUAUGAUUUAACAAGACACCAGAACACUAUUCAUGCUAAAAGAAAGAUCGUUUUCCGUUGUUCCGAGUGUAUAAAAAUUCUUGGGUCCGAGGGCUAUCAGAAGACAUUCUCGAGGCUGGAUGCUUUGACAAGGCAUAUAAAAUCAAAGCAUGAAGAUUUAUCAAUCGAAGAACGCCAAGAAGUUACAAAAUUUGCAAAAGCCAACAUUGGUUAUGUCAUGGGUUAA
Saccharomyces mikatae IFO 1815 is the source of this 1653-nucleotide messenger RNA. RefSeq names its product stress-regulated transcription factor RPN4 (gene RPN4). Gene Ontology annotation, biological process: regulation of transcription by RNA polymerase II. Gene Ontology annotation, cellular component: nucleus. The record is from RefSeq and is a predicted model, not a curated record. The coding region runs from base 1 to 1653 and encodes 550 amino acids. Lineage: Eukaryota; Fungi; Ascomycota; Saccharomycetes; Saccharomycetales; Saccharomycetaceae. The transcript has a single exon.